CUGAUAACACCAGUGUUUGGGAAGUUGUAAAUACGGUUUUAAAAAAUAUCGUAACUUAUCAUUGAUUUUAUUAUUUAUUUAAUGUCACAUAAUCAGUAUUAAUCGCCGUCUACGCAUUACAUAUCGUGUUAUUCCGUUCCGAGUGACUCAUUGCUGGUGCGAAGAGUCAAGCUUUGUCCUAGCUCUGUGUCAGUUAUUAUCAUCGCAAAACCAUGUUUGCAAUCCGAAAUGAGGAUUUCGAAAGCGACUCCGACAGCAACUUUGAAGACGAAGACGAACUAACUCGUAUAAUCCCACCUGAAGUGGAAGACACCCGAGAGUGCAUGAAAGCGCGGCAUAUUCUAGGAAUCCUCGGUUUUCUGGGCUUUGCCAAUGUGUACGCUAUGCGUGUCAACCUGUCUGUGGCCAUUGUGGCCAUGGUGAAUAACACAGCAAUUCCGCAACCUUCCACUAACAGCAACAUCUACGACCACUGUUUGGUCCCAAACGCCACAAACUCAACACAGCCAAAUACAUCUGAUGGGGAAUUUGCGUGGGACGAAGCCAAGCAAGGGAUUGUUUUGGGGUCGUUUUUCUAUGGGUAUGUGCUUACCCAGGUACCGGGGGGCCGUUUGGCCGAGCUGUUUGGGGGGAAGUUGGUGUACGGUGUGGGGGUUUUAGUGACGGCGGUUUUCACGUUAUUGAGUCCCAUUGCAGCGAGGAUUAAUUUUCCACUGUUUAUCCUUGUGCGCGUUCUGGAGGGCAUGGGCGAAGGGGUCACGUUUCCCUCAAUGCAUGCCAUGCUGGCGAGGUGGAUUCCUCCACUGGAGAGGAGCAAAUUUGCAGCAUAUGUUUAUGCAGGAGCCAACUUUGGCACCGUCAUAUCGCUCCCGCUAUCGGGUUGGCUGUGCUCGCUGGAACUGGACGGCGGUUGGCCGCUGUGUUUCUACUUAUUCGGAUUCCUUGGCAUAAUCUGGUUCGUAUUUUGGUGCUUUCUCAUCUACGACUCGCCUUCGUCCCACCCGAGGAUAAACCCGCAAGAGCGAGCUUUCAUCUUAGCCAGCAUCGGCCCUCAAGACGAAGACGACAAGGCCCCCAUCCCCUGGCUCAAAAUGCUAACUUGCGUCCCACUUUGGGCAAUUCUGAUAACCCAGUGUGGCCAGUCGUGGGCUUUUUACACCCAGUUGACUGAACUGCCUACUUACAUGAGCCAAAUCCUCCACUUUGACAUUCAAGCUAACGCAUUUUUGUCCGCAAUUCCGUAUCUUACAAGUUGGUGGUGCGGGAUUCUUAUCAGUUUCGUGGCCGAUUGGCUGUUGAGUCGUGGAUAUUUGUCGCUCUCUACUUCGUACAAAGUCUUUAAUUCUUUAGCUUCAAUUGUCCCAUCGCUGGGUAUUUUGGGCGUGGCGUAUGUUGGGUGUGACAGAGUGGCGGUGCAGCUGCUUUUGGCCAUUCCGGGGGCUCUUGCGGGGGCGGUUUAUGCCGGCAAUCAAAUGAAUCACAUUGCUCUCAGCCCCAAAUAUGCGGGGACCAUGUACGGGAUCACGAAUGCAGCGUCCAACAUGUGCGGGUUUCUAGCCCCCUAUGUUAUUGGUGUAAUUAUUGAAGGACGGGAAACGUUGGGUCAGUGGAGACUGGUGUUUUACCUAGCUGCUGGUAUUAACAUUGGGGCGAAUUUGUUUUACAUAGCGUUCGCCAGUGCAAGGGAACAACCGUGGUCAAGGUCACAAAGACUGAGCACCAUCAACUGACAGGCGCUUUAUUUGGCGAUGCUUGUCGAUGCCUAGAUCAAGAUUUUUUAAUACCAAUGAAAGGUUAAACUUCUGCUUAAGCGGAAGUUUACAGUAUCGUUAAAUAGUUAAGUAUUGAAAAAUGUGAUUCCCUAGAAUUAUCCAAUUCAUUUAUUAGGUGCAAUGAAUAUUAAAAAAAUAUUUGGUUUUGUUCCUUUCAUAUUAACCCGAUUAUAGAAUGUAUACAGGUUUUACGGGAAAUCAAUUAUUGAAAAGUCAAAUUGUGGCGACUAAUUUUUGAGUAAUUUAGAAUCAAAUAUUUUAUUAAAAUGUGUACCUUCUAUAAUCAUAGCAUAAUUAAAUGUGAUAAAGCCUUAUCUCACUUUUUAUUUAUUGUUUUUUAAGUUUCUUAGCCAGUGUAAAAUUGGUGUUUACAACCUCCAUGUAUGAACAAUUUUACAAUGUUUAGAUCUAUCGAACGGGGUGCCGACUACGAAAGGCCCACUACAGUUUUGUUGAAAGUUUUUAAUUUUCAUAUUAACAUUGUAUAUAAAUUUUAUUGUAAAAUAUAUUUUUUCUAUUUA
Molecule: messenger RNA, 2293 nt
Organism: Tribolium castaneum (red flour beetle)
Lineage: Eukaryota; Metazoa; Arthropoda; Insecta; Coleoptera; Tenebrionidae
Gene: MFS10
Product: Major Facilitator Superfamily Transporter 10
Exons: 8
Coding region: 213-1730 (505 amino acids)
Biological process (GO): monoatomic anion transport; transmembrane transport
Cellular component (GO): plasma membrane
Molecular function (GO): transmembrane transporter activity
Source: RefSeq, a predicted model, not a curated record